Messenger RNA from Homalodisca vitripennis (glassy-winged sharpshooter), 1147 nucleotides. RefSeq names its product transcription factor Adf-1-like. The record is from RefSeq and is a predicted model, not a curated record. NCBI's taxonomy places the organism in Eukaryota, Metazoa, Arthropoda, Insecta, Hemiptera, Cicadellidae. Gene Ontology annotation, cellular component: nucleus; transcription regulator complex. Gene Ontology annotation, biological process: regulation of transcription by RNA polymerase II. The coding region runs from base 143 to 937 and encodes 264 amino acids. Gene Ontology annotation, molecular function: DNA binding. The transcript has 2 exons.
UGUGCCGUACCGUGACGGUGCCGCGCCGUGCCGUGACGUCCAACACUCGACGUACCAGACACAGUGUGAGCCCAACUGUUGAAUACUAGUGCGCGUACCGUGGGUUGUAUGUCUGGAGUCGGUGAAAUUUAGGCAACUGGGCAUGAUUGAAGACGAGUUGUUGAUUGAGCUGGUGAAGGCUCACCCCUUCCUGUACGACCCGAACGAUCCCGACUACCACGACAAUAGGCGGAGGGAGAGAACAUGGUAUGAGAUAUCAGAAAACUUGGAGUCCUUCACAGCCGCUGAUUGCCGCAGACGCUGGAUUCAACUGAGGGACAGUUACCGAAAGACCUUACAGAAGAAGAUCAGAACCCCGGGAGAAGGAAGUAAACGCCCAUGGAAGUACGAAACAAUCAUGAAAUUCAUCCUGCCUCACAUGAUAGAAAGAAAGCGAUUGCCCAAUCCGGACCAUGAGUCUGAUGAGAGCGUCGAUUCAGCCAGCCAACAGCAAAUCCUGGAGGAUGGCGUCCUGUUGGUGGAGGAGAGUUUGGAGGAAUCACAGGAUGUAAAGUACCAACCUGAAGUUCCUCUCCACGAUGACACCAGAACUCCCCGACUGAAGGUGGAUCUUUCCAGAGAUCGUUCCCGAUCGCCUGUGGAAGGUUCUAAGGCUAAGAACUCGACAAAACCCGCCAAACGAAAUUCCUUAUCAACCAUUCUACAAAGAUACGUACAUUCCAAAACGAACAGAAGAGAUGAAUCGGACCUGGUGGAUGAUGAUGCCUUAUCGAGUUUCUUCAAAGCAAUGGAAAAAACAGUUCGCAAUUUUUCUGCCCCGAUGCAGAUUGAAGUGAAGGGGAAAAUUGCAAACCUUGUUAAUGAGUACGAACUGAAGGAUUAUAACACUAAAGAUAAAACACCUUCAACUUCAACUCCCAGUCAUCCAACUCAAUAGUUUUUCAUUGUUUUGCUAACAGUCAUAAACUAUAUUGAGAAGACGAUCUCAAAAACUAUAUCUAUUACUAAGGCGUGGCAAAACCUCGAUUUUCGCGCUGCAACCCGUUGAGUGUUUGGAGUCCCUUAAGUCCUUACGAAAAUGUGUGAUAUUUAUUUAAACUCAUUCAUAAUGUAAAUUUGUAUAAAUAAAACUUGUAAUUCUUGUUAA